GAGCCCUCAUAAACAGGUAAACAACGGAGAUGUACAUACGUGUACGUUGCGUUGGUUAAAUCUUGUAAUUUCAUAAUUUGCUUUUCAAUUCAAAAGGAAAUAAUUAUUUGUUAUAAUAUCUGAGCAUCGUUUAAAAAAAAAAAAAACUUUCAUUUAUUUAUUUUUCUGAUAGCUGAAUUUUUUUGCAUUUUUAAUCAUCAUCACGAGAAAAUGCAGACUUUCACAAUCUUGAACGUAUUGCUGAUACUAUUGACGUUUAUAUCUUCAUCUUGGGGUUUGAAAUACUCUUUCACCAACGAUACAGAGGUGGUAAUUUUCGUGAACGAGACACUAAGAAUGGAUUGUUCCAGUGACGAAGAAGUAGAAUGGAGAGUCCCAUCUACAAGUCAAGCAUCAAUCAAAAGAAUUUCAAGUAACGUGUCAAGUAUUCUUAUCAACCAAGCAGAUAAAUCUGAUGAUGGUGAUUAUAUAUGCGGAUCUAAAAACAAUUCGGAUCAAUUUGCUCGGAUACAGAUUCGUGUUGUAGGUUUAAAAUGUUCUUUCGUCAACGAUACAGAAAAGCUUGUCAUGUUGAAAGAAAAAUUCGAAUUCAGUUGUUCGCACCCAGGAGGAGUAGAAUGCAGUAUUCCUUUUAAGAGCAAAGCAUCAAUAAAGCAAGUUUCAAUUUUCGAGGAGAGUAUUACAUCCGAUGGAGCGAAACUUUCAGAUCACGGCGAUUACGUAUGCAGAUCGAAAACCGACCGGAAUGUAUUUGCUUUUGUAUCCCUCCAAAUUGCAGCAAAAUAUGUGAAUUGUAUUCGUUGUUCACCUUUUAUCAAUUAGUGAUGGAGUUUCAUUAAGUAUUGUAAUUGAAAUUUUACAGCAUUAGAUAGGUAGAUAUACUUGCGCAAAAUUUUUAUUCAGUUUUCAAUAUUGUAGCUAGUUAUGAUGUACCUAUUUAAAUAGUAGUAGGCUCAUAGCUAAAUUAAUGGAUAUUCAAUAAAAAUACCAUUUGUUCAUUAAUUCUUGUAUGUUUAUUUGAAUAUUUUACUUUAUUGGGUAAGUUUUUAUUCAAUUUGAACUUUGGAAGUAUUGUUCUUAUGUGUAUUGUGCAUGUGUUUUAAUAAAUAAAUAUUUUUAAAAUUGAAAACAAAAAAAAGAAU
Molecule: messenger RNA, 1142 nt
Organism: Planococcus citri (citrus mealybug)
Lineage: Eukaryota; Metazoa; Arthropoda; Insecta; Hemiptera; Pseudococcidae
Exons: 6
Coding region: 211-822 (203 amino acids)
Source: RefSeq, a predicted model, not a curated record